Pimephales promelas (fathead minnow) is the source of this 928-nucleotide messenger RNA. RefSeq names its product troponin T2c, cardiac (gene tnnt2c). Gene Ontology annotation, molecular function: tropomyosin binding; troponin I binding; troponin C binding. Lineage: Eukaryota; Metazoa; Chordata; Actinopteri; Cypriniformes; Leuciscidae. The record is from RefSeq and is a predicted model, not a curated record. Gene Ontology annotation, cellular component: troponin complex. Gene Ontology annotation, biological process: regulation of muscle contraction; cardiac muscle contraction; sarcomere organization.
CAUUCUUCCUCAGUGGCCCCCUCUUCCCAAAACACCCAAAAGAAGCACCAUGUGCGACUGCAUGCAUGGGUUUGUGGAGGAGUUUGAGGAGGAACAGGAGGAGGUAGAGGAAGAAGAAGAGGAGGCUGAGGAAGAGAAUACGGAGGAAGAAGAAACCGAUGAGAAAGAACAAGAGGAAGAAGAUGAACAAGAGGCAGAAGAGGAUUUAAAACCCAAGCCCAAAAUGUAUAUUCCCAACAUUAUGGCACCAAAACUGCCUGAUGGAGAGAAGCUGGACUUCGAUGACCUCCACCGGAAGCGUGCGGAGAAGGACUUCAAUGAAUUGCAGAGUCUCAUUGAGCUGCACUUCUCCACCAGGCAGAAGGAGGAGGAUGAGCUCAUAGCUUUGAAGAGCCGUAUCGAGCGGCGUCGGGCCGAUCGUGCCGAACAGCAGCGCAUCAGAUCCGAGCGCGAUCGCGAGAGACAGGCACGCAUUGCGGAGGAAAGGGCACGGCGUGAGGAAGAGGCCGCCAAAUUGCGAGCUGAGGAGGAAGCCAGGAAAAAGAAGAUCCUUUCUAACAAGGGCUUCGGUGGCUACCUGCAGAAGGUAGAUCAGAAGAAGGGAAAGAAGAUGACGGAACGUGAGAAGAAGACCAAAUGUCUGCUGGAGCGUCGCAAACCCCUCAACAUUGAUCACCUCAACCAGGAAAAGCUGGGAGAGAAAGCCCUUGACCUUUGGAAGUGGCUCAGUCAACUCCACGCUGAGAAGUUUGACCUGACAGAGAAGCUGAAGAGACAGAAGUACGACAUCAAAGUUCUGCGGAACCGUGUUAGUGACCAUCAAAGGGGAGCUAAGAUGACCAAGACCACCAGGAAGUCCAGGAAAUAAAUGACACAUGCAAUGACACACAGAACAGAGGAAUCCCAGUUUCAAGUCUCAUACUGAACU